Molecule: messenger RNA, 348 nt
Organism: Penicillium canariense
Lineage: Eukaryota; Fungi; Ascomycota; Eurotiomycetes; Eurotiales; Aspergillaceae
Exons: 2
Coding region: 1-348 (115 amino acids)
Source: RefSeq, a predicted model, not a curated record
AUGAUGGCCAAGACCGUUGCCUUCUUCGCUGCCUUCGCAGUCGUUGCAGUUGCCAACCCCACCGUGGGUUAUGCCGGCUAUUACUCCACGGACUGCUCCUCCACCGGCUAUGACGCUGCCAGUGUAUAUGCUGUAUCUUGCGUCAAUAUUGAAAACUUUCCCAUCAAUUCUUUCAGCGCCUAUAUUGAGUCGGGUUCCUGUGCUGAUGGUACCUCGGCUGUGCUGGAUAUCUACACUGCUUCCGGGUGCGACGACUCGACCCUGUACGAGACAGUCAGCGUAGACAGCGAGAAGCAGUGCUUUGAGGCUGAUGUCACCCUGUAUAGCUUGAAGGCCGAGUGUGUCUAG